Molecule: messenger RNA, 2435 nt
Organism: Neltuma alba
Lineage: Eukaryota; Viridiplantae; Streptophyta; Magnoliopsida; Fabales; Fabaceae
Product: protein NRT1/ PTR FAMILY 8.3-like
Exons: 7
Coding region: 288-2099 (603 amino acids)
Biological process (GO): transmembrane transport; oligopeptide transport
Cellular component (GO): membrane
Molecular function (GO): transmembrane transporter activity
Source: RefSeq, a predicted model, not a curated record
UCCCUCUGUCUGAGCAAUUACCCGCUGACUAGUUGCUCAUGAAUAUUAUAUUCCAAAUUUUCGCUUAAUUUCUCCUCCUUUUAUCUUCUUCUGGGUUCGAUUUUUCUUUUAUUACCUUCAAAUUUCAAUUUCAGUAAUUCCUUCUCAAUUAUUGAGUCGAAUCUGGUCUCUGGAUUCUGCGGUAUCAUAUCGGUUUUGCGCAAAUCGAGAAACUGCGACCUUUUCUUCUACGUCAUCCAUCUGAAGAGCGCCCAAGGAAGAGGCAGAAGAUAUGGGUUCCGUUGAGGAUGAUAACUCGCUCGUGGAAGAGGCUCUUCUUGAGGCAAAUGCUAAAGAUAAACCAUGUCCUCUUCCGUUACUGUGAUAAUACUUGGUCAACCAUCGGUGUAUAUGUAGACGAAAGGAGCAGACCAUACACAGGAGAUGGCUCUGUUGACUUUAAGGGGAGGCCUGUUCUUAAGCAGAAUACUGGCAAUUGGAAAGCUUGUCCAUUUAUUUUAGGCAAUGAGUGUUGUGAGCGUUUAGCAUACUAUGGCAUCUCAACAAAUCUUGUCACCUAUCUUACAAGUAAACUACAUGAAAGCAAUGUCUCUGCCGCAAGAAAUGUCACUACCUGGCAAGGAACUUGCUAUCUUACUCCUCUUAUUGGAGCUGUCCUUGCAGAUGCUUACUGGGGGAGAUACUGGACAAUUGCUUCCUUCUCAACGAUUUAUUUCCUUGGAAUGUGCACAUUGACUCUUUCUGCAUCUGUUCCAGCAUUAAAGCCUGUAGAAUGUAUGGGUUCUGUAUGUCCAUCAGCUACUCCUGCACAAUAUGCUGUGUUCUUCUUUGGUCUCUAUCUGAUUGCACUUGGGACGGGUGGAAUUAAACCAUGUGUGUCAUCUUUUGGGGCAGAUCAGUUUGAUGAUACUGAUCCUAAGGAAAGGAUAAAGAAGGGAUCCUUUUUUAACUGGUUUUACUUUUCUAUCAACAUAGGCGCUCUUGUAUCAAGCAGUUUAAUUGUAUGGAUUCAAGACAAUGAAGGCUGGGGUCUUGGAUUUGGCAUUCCUGCUUUAUUUAUGGGCUUAGCUAUUGUAAGUUUCUUUUUAGGCACACCCCUCUAUAGGUUUCAAAAGCCAGGGGGAAGCCCUAUUACGAGAAUGUGCCAAGUUGUGGUAGCAUCUUUCAGGAAACGGAAUCUGGAUGUCCCGGUGGAUAGUAGUCUCCUGUUUGAGACCCCAGAUAAGAGCUCUGCAAUUGAAGGAAGUAGGAAACUGGCACAUAGUGAUGAACUAACGUGCCUUGAUAAAGCAGCCAUAGUCUCUGAUAUUGAGAUCAAAAGAGGGGACUAUUCAAAUCCAUGGAGACUCUGCACUGUGACCCAGGUGGAGGAAUUGAAAAUAUUGAUCCGUAUGUUUCCAAUUUGGGCUACUGGGAUUGUUUUCUCUGCUGUUUAUGCUCAGAUGUCCACCAUGUUUGUGGAACAAGGAUCAAUGAUGGACACAAGUAUUGGUUCAUUCACCAUUCCUGCGGCCUCCCUCUCAACUUUUGAUGUCAUAAGCGUCAUUUUCUGGGUCCCCAUUUAUGACAGGAUAAUUGUUCCAAUCGCAAGGAAAUUUACAGGGAAGGAAAGGGGCUUCUCAGAGUUGCAAAGAAUGGGAAUUGGCCUUCUUAUAUCAGUCCUUUGCAUGUCAGCAGCUGCCAUUGUGGAGAUUAAACGCCUACAACUUGCAAGGGAGCUUGGCCUUGUUGAUAAAGAAGUUGCUGUGCCCAUGAGUAUAUUUUGGCAAAUCCCUCAGUAUUUCUUGUUGGGCGCAGCAGAGAUAUUCACAUUCAUUGGGCAGCUUGAGUUCUUCUAUGACCAAUCUCCGGAUGCAAUGCGGAGUUUAUGCAGUGCCCUGUCAUUACUGACUACUGCGUUGGGAAAUUACCUGAGCUCCUUCAUUCUCACUGUUGUAACUUACCUAACAACACAAGGCGGACAGAUUGGAUGGAUUGCUGAUAACUUGAAUGAAGGUCACCUAGAUUACUUUUUCUGGCUUUUAGCUGGGCUUAGCAUCUUAAAUUUUCUGGUUUACCUAGUCUGUGCUUCAAGGUACAAGCGGAAGGAGGCUUCUUAAGAUUGUUCUGGCAUUGUUACAGAAAUCUACGCUGAAAGGGUCAAAAAAAUCUGGCAAAUUAGGAGUACAUCCAUCCAUGCUGUCCUUUUUCUGUCAUGAUUAUUACUGUUGUCUUUGUGAAUUAAAGAUGCUCAGCAAUUAUGUAAUAUAUCUAUUUCUGCUGAUGUCAUGUAAUAUAUUUAUCCGUGACAGAAGGAAAUGUUCAUUAUUUGCCUGGUUGAAAAUACUCUUUGCAUCCCACACAUACAUGUAAAUUAUCAUCAGUAUACGUGCUUCCAUAAAUUCCUGUGUAAUAUUUCGAUGUACUGAGGUAGCAUGGACUUGGUUUCGCCGUCA